CAAACGAGCUGGUCGGCAGCAGUGCGGGGGAUUUGGAAACGCAGCUCCUCCGCUCCGCCAGUCACUACAGAGCCACACCAGGGCAUGAAACAAACGUGAAUCAUGCCCGUCGUCAUUUGUGCCGACUGGGAGCGGAGCCGAAAUUGUGAAAGAUACGGAUAAUACCAGGAGGAGGAGGAGGAGGAGGAGAGGUGGAUCGAGUCGGGCUGCCAGGUCUCUUCCUUGUGGAAAAUGCCUCCUCUGGGACUCCGCUGCUGGCGCUCGGACCCGUCGCACUAUGCCGCCCACCUCUCAUGUGUUUUAUUUUAAAGAAGACGAAGGAGCAGCAGUGACCUGGAUAAGAGGCGCAUAGGCAGAAAACCAAAGGGCGUGUGGGAUUUAUAUAUACUUUUUUUUUUUCUUGAGCGUGAACAAGAAGCGGGGGGGAGAGAAGAAAAAAAAGUUGUGGCUGGUGUUUUUUGUUUUGUUUUUGUUUUUAAAAAAAGGAGCAAACAUGGGGAACGCAGGGAGCAUGGACCAGCACACCGACCUGAGGGGACACAACAUGCCCCUGAAACUCCCCAUGCCGGAGCCAGGGGAGCUGGAGGAGAGGUUCGCACACGUUUUGAACUCGAUGAAUCUUCCUCCAGACAAGGCCCGGCUGCUGCGGCAGUAUGACAACGAAAAGAAGUGGGAACUAAUCUGCGAUCAGGAGCGAUUCCAAGUUAAGAACCCGCCUCACACGUAUCUCCAAAAGCUGAGGAGCUAUCUAGACCCCGCAGUGACACGAAAGAAAUUCAGACGGAGGGUACAGGAGUCUACCCAAGUCCUGAGAGAACUGGAAAUUUCGUUGCGGACCAAUCAUAUAGGGUGGGUGAGGGAGUUCCUAAAUGAAGAGAACAAAGGUCUAGAUGUGCUGGUGGAGUACCUUUCUUUCGCGCAGUAUGCUGUCACAUAUGAUGGUGACUGUUUGGAAAACAACUCAGAGCCUAUUAUGGACAAGUCCAAGACCUGGAGUCGGUCUAUAGAAGACCUGCAUGGAGGAGGAACCCUGCCAGCCCACAUCACAGGGAACGGCAUCACUCGAGGCGGGCGACAUUCCACGUUACGUAGUCAUCUGCUCUUUUGUGCACCACUCUUCGACAGCAGGAUGCCGGGUUCACUGAACUGUCCAAAGUGUUCUCAGAUGAGACGCUGCAGCACACUGCCGAGCAGGAGAACGCUGAAAAACUCCAGACUGGUUUGCAAAAAGGACGACGUCCAUGUUUGCAUCAUGUGCCUACGUGCCAUCAUGAACUAUCAGUAUGGCUUCAACAUGGUCAUGUCGCACCCGCAUGCUGUGAAUGAAAUUGCACUAAGUCUCAACAAUAAAAAUCCACGAACCAAAGCUCUGGUUUUGGAGCUCCUGGCGGCAGUUUGUCUCGUGAGAGGAGGCCACGAAAUUAUUCUCUCUGCGUUCGACAACUUUAAGGAGGUAUGCAUGGAGACGCAGCGGUUUGAGAAGCUUAUGGAGUACUUCAAGAAUGAAGACAACAACAUUGACUUCAUGGUUGCUUGUAUGCAGUUCAUCAACAUUGUUGUGCACUCAGUGGAGGACAUGAACUUUAGAGUUCACCUACAGUACGACUUCACCAAGCUGGGCUUGGACGACUACUUGGAUAAACUGAAGCACACCGAGAGCGAUAAGCUCCAGGUUCAGAUCCAGGCCUACCUGGAUAACGUGUUUGACGUCGGAGCGCUGCUCGAGGACGCAGAGACCAAAAAUGCUGCCCUGGAACGGGUGGAGGAGCUGGAGGAGAACAUGUCACAUAUGACGGAGAAGCUGCAGGACACGGAGAAUGAAGCUAUGGCCAAGAUUGUGGAGCUGGAGAAGCAGCUGAUGACGAGGAACAAGGAGCUUGAAGCCAUCAAAGACGUCUACAAAGACACCACCUCUCAGAUUCACUCGCUGAGGCAGAUGCUGAAGGAGAAGGACGAGGCCAUCCAGCGCCAGAGUAAGCUGGAGAAGAAGAUCCACGAGCUGGAGAAGCAGGGGACCAUCCGCAUCCAGAAGAAGGGAGACGGAGACAUCUCCAUCCUGCCGUCCGCGCCGUCCGGGGUGGAGGGUUUGGUGAGUGCCUUCGCGGGGGCAAACGGCACGGCUGUCGGCCAGAGCCACGCAGGAGGCGUGCCCGCUGUGCAUCCACCGCCGCCUCCUCCCCCGCCACCGCCUGUCAACGGACAACUGCCAAAUGGACCGUCGACGGACAUCCCAGCCGCAGCCGCCCCACCUCCGCCGCCGCCUCCCCCACCGCCGCCGCCUCCACCCCCUGGGCUCCCCUCGGCGACGUCUGCCCCUGUGCCUCCCCCACCCCCUCCUAUGGCGCCCCCUCUGCCCGGGUGUGGGACGCCCACUGUGAUCAUGAACUCAGGGCUGGCAGAGGGACCCAUCAAACUUUUCUCUGUUAAGAUAAAGAAACCCAUCAAGACAAAGUUUCGCAUGCCUGUCUUCAACUGGGUAGCCCUGAAACCAAACCAGAUCAACGGGACCGUCUUCAACGAGAUCGAUGACGAGAGGAUACUUGAGGACCUAAAUGUUGAUGAGUUUGAGGAGAUGUUUAAGACUAAAGCUCAGGGCCCAACCAUCGACCUCACCAUGAGCAAGCAGAAGAUCACACACAAGGGACCCAGCAAGGUGUCCCUGCUGGACUCCAACAGGUCAAAGAACCUGGCCAUCACGCUGAGGAAAGUCAGCAAGACCAAUGAGGAGAUCUGCAAGGCCAUUCAGCUGUUCGACCUGCGGACUCUGCCGGUAGACUUCGUGGAGUGCCUGAUGCGCUUCCAGCCCACCGAGAACGAGGUCAAAAUCCUGCGACAGUUCGAGAAGGAGCGCAAGCCUCUGGAGAGCCUGACCGACGAGGACCGCUUCAUGAUGCAGUUCAGCAAGAUCGAGCGGCUCAUGCAGAAGAUGACCAUCAUGGCCUUCAUCGGAAACUUCAGCGAGAGCGUGCAGAUGCUCACGCCGCAACUGCACGCCGUCAUCGCCGCCUCCGUGUCCAUCAAGUCGUCGCAGAAGUUAAAGAAGAUUUUAGAGAUUAUCUUGGCGCUUGGAAACUACAUGAACAGCAGCAAAAGAGGAGCGGUGUAUGGAUUCAAGCUGCAGAGUUUAGACCUGCUGCUUGAUACCAAGUCGACGGACCGCAAGUUAACGCUGCUGCACUACAUCGCCAACGUGGUCAAAGAGAAAUACCCGCAGGUGUCUCUCUUCCACAAUGAGUUGCACUAUGUGGAGAAGGCGGCUGCAGUGUCGCUGGACAACGUCCUGCUGGACGUGAAGGAGCUGCAGAGAGGCAUGGAGCUGACCAGGAGAGAGUACAGCAUGCACGGCCACAACACCAUGCUGAAGGAUUUCAUCACGCACAACGAGAGCAAGCUGAAAAAGCUGCAGGAUGACGCCAAAGUCGCCCAGGACGCCUUCGACGAGGCUGUGAAAUUCUUCGGAGAGAACUCUAAAACGACGCCGCCGUCUGUUUUCUUCCCGGUGUUUGUGCGAUUCGUCAAGGCUUACCGGCAAGCGGAGGAGGACAACGAGCAGAAGAAGAGGCAGGAGCAGCUCUUGAUGGAGAAACUUCUGGAGCAAGAGGCCAUGAUGGAGGAAGACCAGAAGUCUCCCUCCCAUAAAAACAAGCGGCAGCAGCAGGAGCUCAUCCAGGAGCUCAGGAGGAAGCAGGUGAAGGACAGCCGUCACGUCUACGAGGGCAAAGACGGCGCCAUCGAGGACAUCAUCACGGAACUAAAGAAGAAUAAUAUUACUAAAUUCCCAAAUGUCUGCAUGAGGGUAAGGAAGUCCUCCAGUAGCACCCCUGUAGUGGUGGAUGUGUCCCAGACCUGGCAAGCAUUUCUUUAUUACCUCCCUUCCUCUUUCAGAUUUUGUUUGUUCAGGUUCCUCUCCUCCAUCUGUUCUCCCUGAAUAUUAGAAAUCUGGCUUUCUUUAGUUGUUUCUUCACUCUUUUAAUUGAAUGAUAAUGCAUCUUGAUUACACAAGAUGGAUGAGAAGUUUCUGGAUUCAUGCAGAGGUUUAAUGUAAACAAACAAAUAAUAUCUUAGACUUGUUUUAUCCUGUGUGCUUAGAUCUCAUGCUGCUUUGAAAAGCUAGGCUACCAGCACUCCUGAGCGCGUGGCCUCAUAAAAAGAAAAAGAAAAACUAAACAGUGAGAUGAUACGCUGACCCAUAGCUCUCCUCCCCCAUCCCUUCUUCCUCCCGCUUCUCCCAGAUUUGAGGAACCAGCCGUACAGGCGAGCGGACGGCGUGCGGCGGAGCGUCAGGAGGCGCUACGACGACCAGAACCUGCGGCCGGUGAACAACGGAGAGGUGGUCAUGUGACGAGGGCGAACAGAGGACGUGCAGGACGGGACGGGAGGAGGGGAAGGAGGAAAAGAUGGCGCGAAAGAAAGUCUGAUGCAGAACGGAUAUUGGUCGUUUGUAGCAAAUAUGGAGAGGACUAUAUAUAACCGCUGAGGUCAAACAAUGAAGGACUGAGUCGUGUUUGAGACUGACUAUAAUGUAGAAAUCAAGCCAAGUGCCUGAAUUGUUUUCUUUGUUUUUGUGAACUUGUUUUCUUUAGGUUGGAUGUUUUAAUUAACCCCACUUAAAGCAAUCUGACUUAAGCUGGCUUUAAUGUUAACGAGAUAUAAAACUGGACAUGCAGUGGCCUUAGUAGCCAUGUGAAAUGAUGUUACCCUGGAAAAGAAAGUGUAGAAUGUACGGGAAGUUUAUUUCCCCCCCCCCCCCCUCUCUCUCUUCGCCGUUUUCUAACAACCCGUGACACAUUCCGGUGCUCUCGUUCAUUCCUCACAAACUUUUUAAAGUCAUCUCAUUCUUACUUUAAUAAACCGGGGUGAAGUGGCAUGAAGAAAAUAAACAAAAAAGAUUUAAAAACUCUAUAUUUGUACUAAAAUUAUGUUUAAAAAGAAAAAAAAAUAUGUUAAAAAGCAUAGACCAUGCUAAUGUGAACUGUAAUUUAUUGCAUACAUCUACAUACUAUUUACAGUGCACUACAAAGGUAUUCGCACUGCUUGAACCUUUUGGCAACGCAAACUUUAAUGUAUUUUAUUGGGAUUUUAUAUGAUAGACCAACACAAAGUGGUGCUUUAUUGUUCAUUGGAAGGACUUUGAAGCAUGGCUUAAAAAA
Molecule: messenger RNA, 5150 nt
Organism: Fundulus heteroclitus (mummichog)
Lineage: Eukaryota; Metazoa; Chordata; Actinopteri; Cyprinodontiformes; Fundulidae
Gene: fmnl2a
Product: formin-like 2a
Exons: 29
Coding region: 494-3928 (1144 amino acids)
Biological process (GO): cell migration; regulation of cell shape; cortical actin cytoskeleton organization
Cellular component (GO): cytosol
Molecular function (GO): small GTPase binding; actin filament binding
Source: RefSeq, a predicted model, not a curated record